Leptonychotes weddellii (Weddell seal) is the source of this 3390-nucleotide messenger RNA. Lineage: Eukaryota; Metazoa; Chordata; Mammalia; Carnivora; Phocidae. The record is from RefSeq and is a predicted model, not a curated record.
GGGAGAGCUCAGCCUCUGCGGUGAGCAAACCCCAAAGGGGCUGGAGGGAACUCUGUGUUUCUUCAGUUCUUCCCUGCCACCCGCUUGGGAGAGUGGAACUAGUAUUCCAUCACGAUGAUUUAAAAUAAUUGGCACAUAAAUUAUGCAUGUUGGGAUUGAAGUGCAAUGUUUUCUUCCCCACCCCAUACCUACCAUGUGCCUCAUUAAUGAUUAACCAAAACAGCUAGUUACACGUCAGCGAGUAGGUCAGCUGGGGAGAAAUUGUAUGCGGCCUCCACCACAGGCAGAGAGCUUCGAGGAGGGCUUGGGCAGGCUGCCUGGUGCUUUGAUCCAAGACCGAACCAUGAGGGCCACCUGCCACACGUGUAAGGUGUUAUUGACAGCCUCCCCAGGCAAGAAAGGUCAAGAAAACCGAGCGCAAUACCCAUAAUACAGAGCAAUUAAGGGAGAAAGAAGCCAGAGACAUCGCAAGGACCCUUUGUCGUUCUAAUGCAUAUGAAGAAGACUCAGUUUUGGGAGUUACUCUAAAGCACCAUCCAGAACUUUAGCAUUUGAGGACAUUCAAGGCACUUUUGUCCUUCUUGGGGGAAAUCACAACAUUCCAUCAGGCCUCACAGGAAUACUUUGGUUUCAUUUCAAGGAGCUCGGGUCUUUUAAAGUUUGAAUCAAAACAAAGAACCAGUGUAUUGAGAGGUGCAAAGAGGACAAAAAUCAGACUUUUUUUUUCCUACAAUUUAAAAAUUCUUAGAAGAAAUUGCCAACAUAUUUCCUCCAAAUUGAACAGAUUUUUUUUCCAGUGAACAAGCUAAACCAAAGCUGCUUCCUAGUCCAUCUGCUUUCUCUAUAAAAGAAUUUUGAAAAUGUACCAAAUAUGUAGUUAAAAUCCUAAUUUUAAAUGGUUGCAAAGUUUUAAUUUCUGAUGUCCUGAUGACAUUCUGAAACUGCUAAGUUACCUUUAAAAAAUGUCCAGUAGACUUCAAAUACAAUAGAAAUACAAUACCCAUUCUCAGUCUUAAAGAAUUUUCAACAAGCUCUUGUUUAAAAGUCAGAAAUUUGACAUCCUUUUCUCCUUCAACUCAUUUCCAUUCUACUUCCCCCAACAUAACUGUAUCCUAAAGUAAAACAUUCUUAUACUAAAAAAUUUUACUGAUCACACUUUUGCAAGAGACCCAUCCAAAUACAGUCCAUCCUCAUUUGUGGAUUCUGUGCAAAUUCACCUGCUUGAUAAAAUUUGUUUGUAACCCCAAAUCAGUACUUGUGGCUCUUUCUCACUUAUAGACAUGUGCAGAGCAGUGAGAAAUUUGAACAGCCUUUACACACACAUUCCUAGCUGAACCUGAAGAAGGCCAUGCUCUGCCAUCUUAUCUCAGCUGGUAAUGUAAGCACAUGUCCUUUUCUCAGUCUACUGCCACCGCAUCUUUCACAUUGUGAUUUUUGUUGAUUUUGCUGUUUUAAAUGGCCCCCAAGCAUAGUGCUAAGGUACUGUCUAAUGCUCCAAAGCGCAAGAAGGCUGUAAUGUGCCUUACAGAGAAAAUACGUGUGUUAGAUAAGCUCCGUGCAGGGCUGAGUUACAGUGCUGUUCGCCAUGAAUUCAAUGUUAAUGAAUCAACAACACGGUACAUCCAGAAAAAGGAAGAGGACAUUCGCCGAUCUGUACGUGAGGCCACUCCAGGAAGUGCUAAAGUCACAUCAAUUGUGCGUGAUGCAGCUAUGGAAAAGAUGGAAAAGCAGCUAAAUUUGUGGAUUCAGGAGAUGACAACCAAUAAAAAGAACAUAGUGGACAGUGUUGUUGUGAGGCUGAAAGCCAAGGAAAUUUACAGUCAUGUUACCCAGGGUCAGGAAAAGGUUAAACCCUUCUCAGCGAGUGCAGGCUGGCUUGCACGGUUCAAAAGGCGGUACCACAUGAAAAAUGUUAAACUUGUAGGCAAGGCAGGUCCUGCGGAUCAGGAAGCUGCAGAAGAAUUUAAAAAGUAUCUGCUAAGCAUUAUACAUGAAAAGGGUUAUAUGGAAGAGCAGGUUUUCAAUGCUGAUGAGACAGGCUUGUUUUACAAGAAUGUUGGUAAACGAACCUAUAUAAUGCAAAUGGCCUCCCAAGCUCCUGGCUUUAAAUCAUUCAAAGACCGUGCAACCUUGCUACUAUGUGCCAAUGCCAAGGGUGACUUUAAGUGCAAACCCCUAAUGGUACACGGAGCACAAAACCCACGAGCACUUAGAGGGAAAAAUCUGAACCGCAUGCCAGUCCACUGGAGGUGGAACAAAGAAGCAUGGAUGGCGUCCGGAAUAUUCUGGGACUGGUUCCACAACUGCUUCAUCCCAGAAGCUGAACGCUAUCUCCAUAGCAAAAACCUUGCCUUCAGGAUUUUAUUAAUUUUAGAUAAUGCCCCAGCUCAUUGCCAUGAAGAACUUGAAAAUGCCCACCCUGACAUAGAAGUUCUCUUCAUGCCCCCAAACACUGCCUCUCUCAUCCAACCCCUCAGUCAGGGCAUAAUAAAAGCUUUCAAGGCACACUACACCAGGGAACUUUACAGCAAGGCUUUGGAGGCUCUUGACGCCAAUGAGGAGACCACCAUGAUGGACUACUGGAAGUCCGUCGAUAUACGCAACGUUAUAGAUUAUAUCAGCACAGCCUGGGACAGCGUCAAGCAGGCUACUAUUAAUAACUGUUGGGGAAAUAUUUGGCCAGACUGCGUGAAACAUUUUGAAGGCUUUGAAGGUGUUACAGAAAAUAUAAAGAACAGUGUCAAAAACAUAAUGCAUAUUGCACAGCAAAUAAGUGGAGAAGACUUCAGAGACAUGAGGGAGGGAGAUGUGGAAGAAAUUUUGGAAGAAAUGGCAGUAGAACCCACCAAGAAAGACCUGGAUGAGAUGGCAAAGCGUGGCACUGGAGUCAGUGAUGAUGACGAUGGUGAUGAAAGUCAGCCUAAGACUCCAAGAAUUGUCCCUCUCACAGCAGCCAAAAUAUCGGAAUGGAGUUCUGCCCUGGAAAAAAUUUUCAAUGACAUGGAAGAGUGUGACCCCGUGCUGGAACGCAGCCUCACGUUUAGGCGCCUGACCUCCACUGCAUUCGUCCCUUACGCUGAAACACUUAAAGAUUUGAGGCGAAAAGCCAAGCAGACAAGGCUGAAGGAAUUUUUCAAGCCAGUUUGGGAGGGAACAUUGCUGACACCAUCACCAAGUUGUGAAAGCCAGACUCCUGGGGUAGAAACACCAGGUCUCACAUGCCAGCCUCACUGACGCCUUCCUCUUCGGCCAAGUCAGUCACACACUCUCCUUUGGUUUUCCGGGGGGCAAGUCAAGGUCACGAGGUUUAACCACUCUGCCCUCUGCCCCAUCACAGUGUAAGCACCACAAGUAAGGUUUUCCUUAAUGUUUUCACAGGAUCCCAAGCGU